GAAAAGUCGAAAAUAAAAAAAAUCUAUGGAAAAUAAAAAAGAAACUAUUUGAUUUGUGCUUCUGCUAGAGAGAGAGAGAGAGACUUCUGAGAGAGAAAGGAUCUAAAGAGAGAAAGGGGAAAAACACCUAACAGAGAGAGCGAGCGUUAGUGCGUUAGGUUUCUAACCGGAGUUUAGGAGCCGGAACUGAGUGCGAUCUCGCCGGGAAAUUGGUGUCAGGUGGUAAAAAUUUAGGAUUUGAUUACUUUAUUGAUUGAAUUUCUAGAAGAAAAAUAAAGCAGAGAUGGUGAAUUCUAUGGUGGAAAGAGCCACGAGCGACAUGCUGAUCGGGCCUGAUUGGGCUAUGAAUAUCGAGAUCUGUGAUAUGUGCAAUCGCGACCCUACGCAAGCGAAGGAUGUUAUCAAAGGAAUAAAGAAGAAACUUGGUAGCAGGAAUUCAAAAGUUCAACUACUUGCCCUAACACUGUUAGAGACAAUCAUAAAGAACUGUGGGGACAUUGUACAUAUGCAUGUGGCAGAGAAAGAUCUUCUUCAUGAGAUGGUCAAAAUAGCUAAGAAAAAGCAGCCUGACUUUCAUGUCAAAGAGAAGAUAUUGAUUCUGGUAGAUACUUGGCAAGAAGCUUUUGGUGGUCCAAGGGCAAGAUAUCCACAAUAUUAUGCUGCAUACCAAGAGUUGCUGCGUGCUGGGGCAGUGUUCCCUCCAAGGUCUGAGAGCUCCGCACCUGUAUUCACACCUCCACAAACACAGCCUCUGUCAUCUUAUCCUCAAAAUCUGCGCAGUAUUGAGUAUCCACAAGGAGCGGCUGAAUCUUCUGCAGAGUCAGAGUUCCCAACAUUGAGCAUGACAGAAAUUCAAAAUGCUCGGGGUAUCAUGGAUGUUCUAGCAGAGAUGCUAAAUGCAUUAGACCCAGGGAACAGAGAGGGGCUUAGGCAGGAGGUUAUAGUUGACCUAGUGGAACAAUGUCGUACAUACAAGCAAAGAGUGGUUCAUCUUGUUAAUUCUACUUCGGACGAAUCCCUACUUUGUCAAGGAUUAGCAUUGAAUGAUGACUUGCAGCGAGUUUUAGUCAGGCAUGAAUCCAUUUCUUCAGGAACUUCUGCCCCAGGUCUGGCAGAAAAACCAAAAGCUGAAUCUAGUGGAGCACUUGUAGACAUUGAUGCUCCUCUAGUUGAUGCUGGAGAUAAUAAGGACAAAAAGCCUGAUGGGGGAUCAACUUCAAAUUCUCAAACACUAAACCAGUUGUUACUCCCUGCACCUCCUGCAACUAAUGGUCCAACUACUCUAGCAGCAGCCAAUCCCAAAUUGGACCUGUUAAGUGGUGAUGAUUAUAACUCACCAAAGGCUGGAACCUCUCUGGCUCUUGUUCCUGUAGGAGAACCACAGACGUCCACCCCUCUGUCACAGCAGAAUGCACUUGUUCUGUUUGACAUGUUUUCUGAUAGUAACAACGCUCCAAAUACAGCCAAUACACAGCCCACCAAUCUGGCAGGACCAACCAAUUCCUUGACUCCACCAUUCCAACAGCAACAGAAUUUUCAAACACCAGAAGCUGGUGUUUACCUGAAUGGAAAUGCCCCGAAUACAGGAUCACCACGAUAUGAGCAGUCAGUAUACAUGCAAGGCACUAGUCCUGCCUGGAAUGGACAGCUUCCCCAGCAGCAACAGCAGCCAGCCUCACCAGUUUAUGGUGCUCAAAGUAGUGGAGCACUGCCUCCACCCCCCUGGGAAGCUCAGCAAGCAGACACAAGUCCAGUGGCAGGCGCUCAAUACCCUCAAUCAAUGCAAGCUACUCAGAUGGUUGGCAUGCAUUCACAACCACUGCCUAGUGGUAUGUACCCUCAUGGCCCUCAGCCAGUGGGUAAUGAACAUGUGGGUAUGUACAUGCAGACUGCACCGAGCAAUCAGUUUUUAGGCAUGAAUCCUCAAGCAAUGCAGGGAGGGCAGUACAUGGGUAUGUAUCCACAACCAAUGCAAGCUGGGCCGAUGGCUUCAAUGUAUCCUCAGCAAGUGUAUGGCAACCAAAUGGCUGGAUAUGGGUAUGGACCGCAGCAAGGGACACAGUACCUUGAUCAGCGAAUGCAUGGACUGUCUGUUAGAGACGACAAUGGCUUGAGAAACUCAUCUUACCAGGUUCCAACUUCUUCCUAUGUGCCAUCUGGUAAGCCUUCCAAGCCAGAGGACAAGCUAUUUGGAGACCUAGUAGAUAUUUCAAAAUUCAAGCCAGGAAAAUCCACUCCUGGGAGAGCUGGUAGCAUGUGAAAACAUGAUUGGUUGCAUUUUUUUUAAAAAAAUUUUCUUCACCAUCUGGCAUCUUAUUUUCCAAUUUUUUUUUUUAAAUUUCAAUAUAUAUAUAUAUUUUUAUUUUUUUUCUUUUGGUCUAUUUUGGGUCCCAUAUUUGUGUUUGUUUGGAAAUCAUGUACAUUCUUUGUAGAGAGAAAAAAGAAGAAGCUGAUGCUCUCAAUUAGGUUGGAUUUAUGAUUUUGGGUUUUUUCAACAGUUUCAACUUGGACAUCUUUCUGAAA
Molecule: messenger RNA, 2523 nt
Organism: Populus trichocarpa (black cottonwood)
Lineage: Eukaryota; Viridiplantae; Streptophyta; Magnoliopsida; Malpighiales; Salicaceae
Product: TOM1-like protein 9
Exons: 10
Coding region: 284-2260 (658 amino acids)
Biological process (GO): protein transport to vacuole involved in ubiquitin-dependent protein catabolic process via the multivesicular body sorting pathway
Molecular function (GO): phosphatidylinositol binding; ubiquitin binding
Source: RefSeq, a predicted model, not a curated record